Molecule: messenger RNA, 975 nt
Organism: Paramuricea clavata
Lineage: Eukaryota; Metazoa; Cnidaria; Anthozoa; Malacalcyonacea; Plexauridae
Source: the annotation of a GenBank genome assembly
AUGGCUACAUAUUACGAUUUAUUACGAGAUGAGAACGAUUCGUUUUAUGUUCAAUUCGACACUCCAACUCCUAGGCCUCACUUCAUCAUAUUACCUAAAAAGCAGGCAGGUAUUGAGCGUGAUUUUAGCCAGAUGACACCGGAGCAAAGAAAGAAGCUUAUGGAAGCGGUUCAGUCUAUGAUGUCAAGUUUUAAAGUGCCUAGUGGUAUUUUGUCCAUUCACCGAGGAUCGUGGUUGUCCAGGAAUACGAAAGGAUUUCUUGCCCAUAUUUGCGUAGAUGUCGAGCUAUAUUUGCACGUUUUUGAGCAACAAAAGAGUAUCAUUCCUACGUGGCCAAAUAAGACGUAUGUAACAGGCGAAUGGAAGGUGAAUGAUGACCCAAAGUCAUACCCCCAAAAUGUCCGUGGCUAUAUAUAUCGUCAUAGCAGGUACCUUGAUGAAGAAGUGGCCGCCAUCUGGAAACUAAUGUUUGUUCCGAGGCCGAUUUUUCGCGAGCUUGACGAACCGGACAUAUCAGUGAUUCAACACCCAAGCCAUCCCAAAAUCGGGUUAGUUGGGAAGAAAAUCCCUUUAGAAGAAUUGGUUUGGACGAUCGAGAAUUUUGCCCAAAAGCUCGGUUUAACUAACAGGAGAUCGAACGAUGGCUGUAAUGUGUGUUUGCAUUUGGGUUUGGGUAAGUUUAUACAUACAGGAACAGCAUACUUCAUUCGAUACCCGCACCAAUUCUGUACCAUUAAAUAUUAUUGUGUUCGAUAUAAAAUGACGAGUUUGAAUGCUUUGAUUUAUGUGUUUGAAAUGAUUUUGUUUUCUUUGGUAGUUUCAACUGAAGAUUGGAAGCACGACUGUGAGACGGGAAAGGAAAUUUUUGGAUACAUUGUGACUUGUGGGCCUCGCUUCUACCGACUGUGUCCUUUGGGAGUUCGAAAGAAAUGGUUUGCUGCUUUCAGACAGUCCAAGUUUGCUUGUUUGACUUAA